Molecule: messenger RNA, 2328 nt
Organism: Trypanosoma conorhini
Lineage: Eukaryota; Euglenozoa; Kinetoplastea; Trypanosomatida; Trypanosomatidae
Product: putative arginine N-methyltransferase, type II
Exons: 1
Coding region: 1-2328 (775 amino acids)
Biological process (GO): regulation of DNA-templated transcription
Cellular component (GO): cytosol; nucleus
Source: RefSeq, a predicted model, not a curated record
AUGCAAAACGUUGCCGCCUUCGCGGCUUCCGCGGCGGAUGGAAGUCAACAAGGUGGCUUAACGGAAUCUCCGGCGACGUGGCCAAUUCCCUUAGAGAAAGGCUUUUUCAAGCAGUCAAGUCUCCAACACUUUGGCUUUAACGACGGGAGAAGUAUGUUGCUUGCGCUGCAGCAGCAGACAGCGUGUGGCGCCUCACUGUGCGCCUUUCCCUUGGAUGGCGCCGCCGCUGGGGGUGACUGGCGCACGACAGGGGGGUGCUCCCCGCUGGCCGCGUUGGCGUGCAGUGUGCACGACUCGAAGGGUGGAGCGGAGCAGACUUGGAGUUUACUCAAUCGAUCGAGUUCUUGGGGCCCUUCCGCUUGCGGCUGCGUCACGGCGACGUCGUGGGGGGUUCCGGCAAAUGCAAAAAAUAGUAUCUCCAGUUUUCUUCGCCUCGCGGCCUUCUUGAGCCUUCGCGCCGUGCUGGUGCCGCUUCCUGACUCCGGGGAGGACGGGGGCGAGACGACGGUUGCGUUUGGCGAGGCUGUUGCCGUUCUCGCAGAGCACUUGCGACAGGCUCGGGCGACAAACAUUUGGGUUUACUGCGAUGCCGCGUCCCAGGCUCAUCGUGUGGCGUUUUGCCGACUUCGCACCGCCCUUGUAUGGGGCUCCGCCGCCGCGCCUUCGUUAACCGAAGCCGUGGGAUCCGUGUCGCGCGAAGCGCUGCAACGAGUGAUGCCGUACUUGUACUUCUCUGAGACAUUCGGGGCACUCCCCUCCGAGUGGCUUGGGGAGCCCGUUGUGGCGUUUGACGUCCCACGCCUUGACCGCGUUGUGCGUACCCUGUUGUCUGGCACCUUCAAGGCUGAGCCUGAUUCAAAUUUGCCGAGCGACAUUUUGCCUCUUAUUCAUUCUUACUGGGCCACAGCACAACCUCCUUUUCUCUCUCUAAUGGCAUUUGUCGUGGAGCUGCUUCGAAGACGGGUGAUACCCAUGUUUUCUGUAAACGACUUUAUGCAGGCCUACACGCUCCUGGACCAGUUGUAUGAGAGGCAUGUCUUGGAUAACGGAAGGGAUAUCUUUGCUAACUUUGAGGACACCUUGCAGCUGCCACUGCAGCCGCUAGGCCACAUGUUGCCUAGCGGGGUCUAUGAAGUGUUUGAACUGGACACCGCCAAGUACAAGCAGUACCAUGCCGCAAUGCUUCACUACUUCCGUGACUGGUUAGAGCACUAUGAGGAGCGUAGCCAUGGGAGAAUGUGCAGUCAGCAUCUCAACGGCACCGCAGGCGAAGAAAUGGAGAAAGUAUACGUUGUCCUUUUAGGUGCUGGGAGGGGGCCUUUGAUUGGGGAGUGCUUAGCUGCGGCCUCCUCCGUUGGUGUUUGCGUUCACUUGUUUGCGAUUGAGAAAAACCCUGAGGCGGUGGAGUUUAUUCGCCUUCGAUUGCGUGCAGAUCCCCAAUGGUGCUACGGUAUAGACGCCUACGGUCAUGUGGUGGAAACUCUCUGCGCCGAUGGACGAGCGGUGGCAGCAACGAUGGCCGAGUCGCUGCCGACGCGGUGGGGUUGGUGCGACCUUGUUGUCUCCGAACUCCUUGGAAGCUUUGGUGACAAUGAGCUUAGCCCGGAGUGUCUGGAAGGGUUUUAUGAGGAUUUUCGCCGCUAUCAAGCCUCGGUGGCGGUUCCGCUCAAUCCACACAUGACUUCCAUACCCCAAGAGUACACCGCAUGGAUUGCCCCACUGUAUUCAGGCUGGCUGGAGGAGGCCCUCGCGGGGACGGCUGUCUCGGGUCUCACCGUGCUGCCGCCGUGGUGCCACGACCGUUGUGCGGCGAUAUUUCACUCCACUUUUGUCACGAAUGUGUGUCGUGGUGUCGCCUUGUCGCCGCCGCAGCCGUGCUGGACCUUUCAUCACUUUACGGGGGGAAAAGACUUCCAACAGGAGCGGGAGGCUUUCCUUACCUUUCACAUGAGUACGCCUGGUCGCUGCAGCGGCUUCAUUGGAUAUUUUACAGCUGUAUUGUUUUCUACCAAGUCGAAUUGUGGUGGAGACAAUGUGGCGGACGUUGCCGCUUCAACGACGCUUUCGACCAAACCUGAGGGACGAACCCCUGGGAUGUUUAGUUGGUUUCCCUGUUUCUUCGCCACCGCGCCACGAGACGUGAUGGAAGUGGACGCCAAUGACAGUUUGCAGUUGCGCCUGCGCCGUUGCUUGGAUGCUGCCGGGGGGCGGGUGUUCUACGCCUACGACGCCAGUCUGCGCUCAGGCGGUCCCGGUGGAGCAGUGAAGGCAACCACGACAGUUGCGAACGACGGUGGCUGGGCCGCCUCCAUCCUCUUGUCGUCCUGA